Messenger RNA from Paramecium tetraurelia, 261 nucleotides. RefSeq lists its product as uncharacterized. NCBI's taxonomy places the organism in Eukaryota, Ciliophora, Oligohymenophorea, Peniculida, Parameciidae. The transcript is spliced from 2 exons. The record is from RefSeq and is a predicted model, not a curated record.
AUGAAUGAUCAUGCAGAUAUAAAAAGAAUAAAUGUAUACAUACCCUUCAUUGAAAUUUAUCUACAAUUAGAAAUCAAGAUUACAAGUAAGCUUCAUCAAUUGGCAGAGAUAAUUCAUUAAGUUACAAGCAACGACAAUGAACUCAAUAUAUUUAGAGGAGAAUUACUAGGUAUGGAUCAAGUGAUAGCUUAAAUACAAGGAAUAACUUCGGGUGAUCCAAAAUGCUAUUUGACGGCAUAUGCUGAAAUGACUGGUGCAUGA